Ctenocephalides felis (cat flea) is the source of this 1056-nucleotide messenger RNA. RefSeq names its product xaa-Pro aminopeptidase 3-like. The record is from RefSeq and is a predicted model, not a curated record. Gene Ontology annotation, cellular component: mitochondrion. Gene Ontology annotation, molecular function: manganese ion binding; metalloaminopeptidase activity. Bases 1 to 1056 code for a protein of 351 amino acids. Lineage: Eukaryota; Metazoa; Arthropoda; Insecta; Siphonaptera; Pulicidae. The transcript has 6 exons.
AUGUUCGCGAAACUGCUCAACUGUCAAGGGGCGACCGUGCGGGCACUUUGGCACCAGCAUGCUGGCCUAAAAACAUCUUCUUUACGAUUUGAACGAACCACACACAACCCAACCACUGCGUCCACAAAUGCAGCAGCUGGUCUCGGAUCUUUGACGGCUGGUGCAGCAGAAACAGCCAGCCCUAGUCCUUUGCAGCCGACGCCUCCGAUCGCCUUUCCACCGCCGUCGCCUAUUCAGGGAAAACCUGAACUCAUCCCCGGCAUCGCCCUUACCGAGUUUGAAGAAAGGCGAUAUCGUUUACUGGAUUUGAUCAGAUCUGCCAGCGAUGUCAGGAGCAAGGACAGCAUCAACUAUAUUGUGGUUUUGGCCUCAUCGGCGAUGAAAUUCUCGGCCGACCGCACCCCAUACAGUUUCCGCCAGAACACAGACUUCUUGUACAUGACAGGAUGUCAGGAACCAGAUUGUGCUCUGGUUAUUCUGAUGCUUUCUGGACGUAUGCGCAGUAUUAUGUUUUUGCAACCCAAAGAUCAGCCGAUACCGCAAUGGGGCGGCGUCCAGGCCGGUGUCGAAGGAGCCCCUAUGGCUUAUGGGGUUGACGAGGCUUAUCCCUACUCGCAUAUCACUAGCUACUUGAGCGGUUUAUUGAAAUCCGAGCGCCGCUUUUCGAUGUGGUUCGACGAGCGCGAAUGCGAACAUCCUGGUACUGCCAAAGUCCUGGACGAGGCCAGACGCAAUCAUUCGACAGCUCUAUUUAGAUCACCAGCUGCUCAUGUCCAGAAGAUGAGGCUGGUCAAAUCUCCUGCUGAAAUUGCCAUCAUCAGACGGGCUUGCGAGAUUACGGGCAAGGCGUUUAAUAACACUAUUGCAGCCAGCAGACCAGGUAUGAAUGAGCGUGCAAUCCACGCCCGAAUUGACGCCGAGUGCCUAAAAUUGGGAGCAAAACGCCUGGCCUAUCCUCCAGUUGUGGCAGGCGGUGCCCGGGCUAAUAGAAUACACUACACAGACAACAAUAGGCAGAUCGCCAAAGGAGACUUAGUGCUUAUGGACGCAGGUUAG